AUGGUCAGACGAGCAUUGGAAAAAAUUCAGGAGCCUGUUAUGCUUCCUACUGAAGAAAUGGCACAGAAGAAAAUAAAAUUGAGAUUGAUUGAUUUUGAUGCGGAAAUUGCCAAACUAAAUUUACAGAGUCUCGAAAGUAGUCGUCGAAUACUGAAAGACCUCGACGAGAUGAAUGCCGAUGGUGUGCACACACUUGCAGCAUUAGAAGAUCAGGAUGAACAACUUGAUAAAAUCGAGGAGAAUUUGAGCCGAGUGAAUGAAGAUUUGAACAUUGUCUCGGAGAGUGUUCGAAAUAUGAACAAAUGUUGCGGUUGUAAAAUAAUGAGAAUUUUAUGUUUUCCAUUUAACCGAUUUCGAAAGAGAGAGCGUGAUAUUAUCAAGGAUGAAAUCAUGGAAAACUUGAAAACAUCAAGUCCGCCUAAAGAGGGGUCACCCGUCAUUUUUCGAAACUCCAGCAAAAGAAGAGAGUCGGGCGGUGAAUUCAUCAAAAGAUUGACAUGUGAUGCAAUUGAAGACGAGCUUGAGAAAAAUAUGAUGCAAGUUGAUGAGCAUCUUGAAUCCAUCAAGAAUCUAGCAGUGGAUCUUCAUGUUCAGCUCAAAAUCCAGGAGCCAAAGCUUGAUAGAAUCGAGGAGCUGACGGAAACCAACGAUUUCGUGGUAGAGGGUGUCAACGAUAAAGUCAAAAAAUUGCUCGAGUGA
Messenger RNA from Caenorhabditis bovis, 699 nucleotides. Lineage: Eukaryota; Metazoa; Nematoda; Chromadorea; Rhabditida; Rhabditidae. The record is from the annotation of a GenBank genome assembly.